Anthonomus grandis grandis is the source of this 1204-nucleotide messenger RNA. Its product is annotated as glutathione S-transferase 1-like. The transcript has 4 exons. Gene Ontology annotation, molecular function: glutathione transferase activity. Gene Ontology annotation, biological process: glutathione metabolic process. The record is from RefSeq and is a predicted model, not a curated record. Lineage: Eukaryota; Metazoa; Arthropoda; Insecta; Coleoptera; Curculionidae. The coding region runs from base 353 to 1030 and encodes 225 amino acids.
CUCCUCGUCCAAUCGGUCCGUGGUCGUCUCACCGUUCAGAAACAGUCGCGGAUCAACUGUUGGUCUAAUCGGGAAAACUGUCGUAAACGAUCGCUAUAGUAACGCGGCGUUUCAUGCGGCAUUUCCGUGCCCGCUUUCCGUGUUGCCGGUAUCUUAAUUUUUUUUAAUUAGUGAAAUGAUACCCGUCAGCGGUUGCGAUGAUAGGUUUGGUGUUUGUUUGUUGGAUGGUUAUAUAAAUAAUAGAUCUUUUUUUAAUAUAGUAAAAACUAAAAAUAUCCAACAAUCAAGUAUCAAGCCUAAAAGAAAUUAGGAGAAUAAGGAUUAAGGACUUACUAAAUAAAAUAAUCAAAUUAUGCCUCCAAAACUUUUCGGCAGUGAUAUGAAUCAGGGAGUGAGGGCUGUGCUAUUAACAUCAAAAGCUUUAGGAAUAGAAGUUGUAGUUAAGGAUUUUAACAUUUAUUGCAAAGAAAACAUCGAUGAAGAAUUGUCACAGAUAAAUCCAGACUGUACGAUUCCGACCCUGGUAGAUGAAGAUUUUAUCAGUUGGGACACUCACGCAAUCUUAAGCCAUUUAGUGGCAAAAUACGGAACGGAUGACAGCCUAUAUCCGAAAGAUUCAGAAAUGAAAAAUAAAGUGGAUCAGAUGUUGUUUAUGGAAUCGGAUACCCUUUGUCCUCGAGUGGACGGUGUUAUUCAGGCCAUCGUAGUGGAAAAUGAAAAGGAAAUACCUACAGAAAAAAUUAGCUCCUUAACUGAAUCCUAUAAAAUACUGGACAGCAUAUUAGAAAAUAAAAACUUCUUGACAGGUGACAAUCUGACGGUGGCAGAUCUCUGUUGCGUGGCAACAGUCAGUACUGCGACUGUAAUUACUCCCAUAUCGACUGAAAAGUAUCCAAAUUUGUCUCAUUGGUACCGCACCUGCAAAAAUCUGGACUACUACGAGGAGACGAACGGGGUCGGUCUAAAUAAGUUGGAUGCCUUGGUGGAACUGAAAUUAGGCAGGCCGAGGACUAAGGAUUUCUGCGCAUAGCACUUCUUGUGAAUACUUUUGUGAUAUUUUGUACAAUUUUUACUCUUAGGCUAUUCUUAAUUGUACUCUAUUUAUUAAUUUGUUUGUUACGUUGUUACGUAUUUAUUGAUGCAAGUUUGACUCUCAAUAUGACUAUUAUUAUUAUUAAUAAACGCACAAUUCUGUCAACAACAA